AACGCGAUUAAUAAAUUUGGGAAGGGAAAUAGAGAAUCCAACCCCACAGCUCCCACUUCCUCAACUCUGCAACUCUUUACUCCAACAACUAGUGGUUUUGCGCAUACUCAGCUCUGCAAAUUCAUAAUUGCCACAUUUUUGAAUAAGGAAUAGGGAUCCAGAGACUGAUUUUUGGCGGUUGCCACUCUCCGUCUCGAUGGCGCCUUCAUUCGUUACCAUCGAUAACACCCCAGACUUCGAUUUCACGCCUCAACCACAGCCCACCAAGAAGGCAGUCGGCUCCACUACCCGCACGCUCCUCAUAGCGCCUCCUUCCAUUGCCAGCCAUGAGGAAAAGCUCCACGGCGUUCUCGCUGUCCACGACCGCUCCGUCACCGACCUCCAAAUGCUCGACCGCAUCUCCGCGGGCCUCGCUAGACUGCCCCUCGCAACAUACGACCUGAUCAUUAUCCUCACCGACGUCGACGGAACGCGCAGCGAGUCCGGAAAGUUGCUGAGCCGGGAUGUAUACAGCAGCCUUGUGCAAUCGCUUAAGGCGGGCGGAAAACUGCAGUCCCAGGACGGCACAUUCGGACAGUCCACGACCAGUGGCGAAUAUACUGAAGCUAUUCUUGCUGGGUUGGUGGCCAAUAGCGCUGGGGGGAUGAUGAAGCCGGAUUACAGCGCUAGCGAAGCAGUACCGCUACGCUUCGGACGGAACAAGAAGAAGGACGCUGUGUCGGAUGCAGGCCCUCCAGCGACGAUAGUAACACUGAAGCGGAAGAGUGUGGAAAUUACUCCUAGCCAAGCCAAACCAAAUGGUGUGGGGUUCGUGGACUUCAGCGACGAUUUUGGAGAGGAGAUCACAGGCGAGGAUGAGGACGACGAUGAUCUAAUUGACGAGGACACCCUGCUGACAGAGGAAGACCUGAACAGCAUGGUUGUUAUCCGUAUGUCUCCCACCCCUUUGCUUCCUACUGCAGAUUACUAACAUCUUAUAGCACCGGAGUGCGUCCCACGAGUCGGCAAGCGCCGUCGCGCAUGCAAGGACUGCUCAUGCGGCCUAGCAGAGAAGCUCUUAGCUGAAGACGCGGCGAGGCGCACUUCUGCCGACGAUAAGCUCAAGGCGCUCAAGCUCGAUUCCUCGGACCUGGCGGAGUUUGACUUCACCGUUCAAGGCACGGUUGGGUCGUGUGGAAGCUGCAGUCUUGGAGAUGCCUUCCGGUGUGACGGCUGCCCGUACAUUGGAAUGCCAGCCUUCAAGCCUGGAGACGAGGUCAGGUUGCUUAAUAAUGAUGUCCAGUUGUAAACGCUGGCGAUGCGAGGCGCUUGGAGUUUGAGGCUAUAUGCCCACGGUUGGUAUGGAAGCCUGGUUGGCUGGUUCCUGGGUAGAUGGGUGGCUGCUUUUUAUAGCUUGGUUUUACAUUGAAGUUAUAUGAUCGAGCAAGCACGUUGCAGCAAAUCGCUUAUCGAAGACUCCAUAGAAUUAAGAGCGUUAUUGACCAAUAUCUCUACCA
Molecule: messenger RNA, 1496 nt
Organism: Pseudogymnoascus destructans
Lineage: Eukaryota; Fungi; Ascomycota; Leotiomycetes; Thelebolales; Thelebolaceae
Gene: DRE2
Product: electron carrier
Exons: 1
Coding region: 197-970 (257 amino acids)
Source: RefSeq, a predicted model, not a curated record